AUUCGUAAAAUGCAGAAGGACUGCUUAAAGACUUUACAGGAAACCAGACCUGUCUCAUGAAACAUUUCGGGUGUGUCCGAGGUUUGAAACGAAAGUAAAACUAUUACUCGCUAUACGAUUUACGCGGAAUCAUCGGGGCUAAAAAUCAGAACGUGUAUGAAAGGUCAUAACUCGUCUGUAUAAUGGAGCCUUACAGGAGUCAUUACGGAUACCAAAAACUAAGGAAUAUUGUACAGGAAAGCAAUGGCAUAGGUCUAAUUGAAACACCUUACAAUGGCUUGAAAAAUCAAGGUGCAACCUGCUACCUGAACUCUAUACUGCAGUGUCUCUACAUGACCGAAGACUUCCGACAAGAAGUAGAAAGAUUUGUACCAGAUCAAAGAAACCCUGAUAAGGAAAGUUUGAUGCAAGAACUGCAGAAGCUCUUUAAAGAGAUGAAAAAAGGUGAUUGUACGACUGAAGGGAUAACUCAAAGGUUGGGCAUCGCCAAUGUCUAUGAACAGGAGGACGUAGUAGAAUACUAUCAGAAAACUCUAAAAGCAAUUGGACCACAAAGUUCUAAGGUAUUUGAAGGGAAAAUGAGCAACAAAACAAAAUGUAUAAACGAUCAUAUAUUUGAAGAGGAGUGUCACUUUUUCACCAUCCCUUUAGCCAUAGAAGCUGGACACAAUGAGGUCUUCGAAGUGCACAAUGGAUUACAAACCUUUUUUGAACGGAUAAAGUUAGAUGAAGACAACUGGCUGUAUUGUAAACAAUGUGGACAAAAAAAUGAAACAGAGACUUGGAAUGAAAUCAAGGAGUUUCCUACUAUCCUGACUCUGUACCCAAAGAGGUUUUACUUUGACUACUACAAGAUGAGGCCUGUGAAGAAUCACUGUCCCAUGGACAUUCCCCUGCAAAUUGUGAUGAGUACGAAUUUGAAAUAUGAGCUUUAUGCAGUUAUCAACCACAUAGGAAAUGAAAGUGGAGGGCACUACAAUGCUGUCAUCAAAUCCUUUGAGGAUGGCAAAUGGUACUGUUUUGAUGACACUUCUGUCAGAGAGGAGCUUCAUAAGACUAAGAAGAACUUGAAGCAGCACUGUCAUAACUUUAUGACCAAUAGACAGGACUCUGAGCCUGGACUCUUUGGUGCAGAUGAGUGCAAGAAGGCUGAUUACAAUAACCUGCCUCAUUCACUGGAACAAGCAGAGCAUGAUGAGUCUGUGUGUAAGAGUUACAUCACUCGAAUUAAAAGCUUUAGGCUGAGCCUGCUGAAUUAUGGGCCAUAUAUCAUCAGCUCCUUCAAGCAGACAGCUUUUGCCCAGGACACGAAGGAAAUUCAGACUAUGUUGGAGAAUAUAAAGGAACAAACUGAGGCACUGAUUGAAGAAACACUGACUUCUGUUCAGCAAUCCACCAGUUCAUAUAAUUUCCUUUGCUGGGAGAUUGACUACACCUUGAAAGAGCUUGAGCAUGUUUACUCUCUCUUCUAUGACUACUGCAACACACAAGAUACUGGAGACGUUCACAAGAAAUAUGAGAACCAGCUGUCUGAUGUUCACAAAGUUCCCGCAAAUGAGAAAGAAAUGUCGUCCAACCAAGAACUGCUAAAGAAAGUGUGCUCUGAAGUGAAGCCUGAUGCGUCAGUGGAGGAUGAGCUCUGUGAUCCCAUGCUGGGUCAGUUGCCUUGGCUGCAGGACUAUAGACAGAGAUAUGAGCAGCUUGUUCAGUGGAUUGCUGAUGUCAAGCAAAGGCAGGAAAAUAUCCAGGACAAACCUGUCAUUAAUAACAAAGAACUUAAAGAACAGAUGGCCGAGGGGAAGAUUCCCACAAAUAGACAAGCAUACAGAUCUUAUCUGGAAAAGCUGGACAUGCAGUACAAAACACUUCUGGAGCUUCAUAAGACUAAGAAGAACUUGAAGCAGUGCUAUCAUAACUUCAUGAGCAAUAGACAGGACUCUGAGCCAGGACUCUCUAAUGCAGAUGAGUACAAGCAGGCUGAUUACAAAAACCUGCCUCAAUCACUGGAACAAGCAGAGCAUGAUGUGUGUAAGAGUUACAUCACUCAAAUUAGGAGCUUUAGGCUGGGCCUUGAGAAUUAUCGGUCUUACAUCAUCAGCUGCCUCAAGCAGACAGCCAUUGUCCAGGACACCAGUAAACAAAAGGAAAUUCAGACUAUGUUGGAGAAUAUAAAGAAAGAAUUUGAUGCACUGAUUGAAUCGACUUCUAGUCAGCAGUCCACGUGGGCAUGUAAUCCCCUUUCCUGGGAGAUUGACCUCACCGCAAAGGAGCUGGAGCAUGUUUACUCUCUCUUCUCAGAAUACUGCACGGCAAAGUGUUUUUACUUAAAAGAACAUAGCACACAAGAUACUCAAGAUGUUCACAAGAAAUAUGAGAACCAGCUGUCUGAUGUUCUCAAAGUUCAUGCAAAUGAGAAAGAGAUGGCAUCCAACCAAGAACUGCUAACGGGUCAGUUGCCUUGGCUGCAGGAUUAUAGACAGAGAUAUGAGCAGCUUGUUCAGUGGAUUGCUGAUGUCAAGCAAAGGCAGGAAAGUAUCCAGGCCAAUCCUGUCAUUAAUAACACAGAAUUUAAAGAACAACUGGCCCAAGGGAAGAAACUCCAUGAGGAGAUCAUAAACAAUGAGGACAAAAUGAAGGAUUUUGUGAACUACGCUCUUAAGUGUGUAAAUACAAUAAAGGGUCAUGAACAUCACCAGGAAACAUGUAAAGCAUCACUGAAGCCUUUGAGCUCCAUGGUGGAGUCUGUUGCAGAAAGCAUUAGGCAAGAGAUUGACACUCUCCAAACAAGGUACAUUGAGGUGCUGAUGCUGACAAUUAAGUUUAUGCAACAAUACUUGGGAGAAAAUAGUUAAGAGUCAGCCAUAGGUAAACAAUCAAGGCACAUUCAAUGCCUGUCAUGAAUAUUCACCCCAUUAAUUUUUUACUACAUUUUGUAGUCAUACUCAAGAAAGUUGUUGUAAAACCUCCAAAGUAAUUUUUUGCUACAGUAUAUUGGAUAUAUUUUGGAUUUUAUCAGUUGUAUACUCAUGGGUUGGGUAAAAUAAAAAAAUCAAAGUCUUCAAUAUUUCUGUUAUUAUUUUAUGCAAAAUAAAUAAAGAAAUUCUGCCUUCCCUUCUUAUUUUCAAACAUGCUGUACAUAUUUGGUCAUUCAUUUUAAAUAGUCUGCACAACAAGAGUUAAUUUAAGUAAAGGACAACCAAGUAUCAGUGACUACCAUUAAACAUCUAUUUUACUUGCAUUUAUAAUUUAAAAAUGAGCCAUUUUACAUUGGAUGUAAUAAGCAAAACAGAUAAGUUAUCAGUAAUAAAUACACAAACAGAUAUUGAUAAUAAUAAUAAUAAUAAUAAUAAUAAUAAUAAUAAUAAUUUGAAAAACAGAGAUUGAACAGAGAAGUGAACAUGAUCUGCUUGAUUUCUAACAUGAUAUGCUUAACUGUCCAUAUGACCACAAUCUAUAUCUACCCUUGUCAGAGAACACUGCUAACUGGUCAACUUUGUUGUACCAAUUAUGAUCUUGUUGGUCCCUGAAUGUUCUCAGAGAAAGCUGUUCGUGGUGCAAACAAAUCAAAAUAGAGCAAAAACAAAGAACAAUGAGCAAAAACGGAACAAUGUCAAAUACACUAGAGCACCUUUAGAGAAAACAAUUGGCCUUGUAUACAAUAGAAUGAUCUAUAAAGUCUAAAACUGGAAUUGACUCAUGUGUUGACUCAUGUACCACCAGUGUGAUUUUGCAGGGAUAUGGUACAAGUAUAUAUAGUACAUAUACAUUUAUAGUUUCAGCAAAUAUAAUAAAAGUCAGCAUAUAUAAUAAAUAUUCUCAAACACUCGGACCAAUAUUAUGCUACUGUUGUUCGUUUGUUAUUUAGAGUUUUUGCUGUUCUUUCCCACUUGCAGACAUGAGAAGCUCAAGACCGAGUAGACUCAGAGUGGUAGACACCACCCCCUAACAGUUUUUCAUGUGAUUAAUUAGACCAAUUGCUUUUUAUGUUUAAUUUGUGCUAAUUUUCAUGAAUAGGUCCAACGCUUUGUUGUAAUAUUAUAGAUUUCUGUUCAGAAUGGAAAGUAAUUUAGAUGUUACACAGAACAAGUAAACAAUUUAUUAAAUGACAACGUUUUAUUAAUUUUUUCACUUAAUUCACACUGUAUUAAAUGUAUGCAACCAUGUUUAUUUAAUUUUAUGGAACAUAGAACACAAAGACUUUGACAUCCUCUGUCUAUCAAUUAAAUGUGUUUUAUUAUUUUAUUUUUUAAUCCCGCUUCACACAGUCUACUUGUGUGACAGAAUUCAUAAAGGACAGAGAAUUCAAAUGAGCUGAUGAUAUAUGACUGAGGGAAUUUCCACAUACUUUUUAGUUGAUGUUUAUUGUAAAAGGCAUGGCAAAGCAAAACAGAAAGUCACAUAGCAG
Tachysurus vachellii is the source of this 4405-nucleotide messenger RNA. RefSeq lists its product as uncharacterized. Gene Ontology annotation, biological process: protein deubiquitination; hemidesmosome assembly; intermediate filament cytoskeleton organization. Gene Ontology annotation, molecular function: structural constituent of muscle; structural constituent of cytoskeleton; ankyrin binding. Gene Ontology annotation, cellular component: cytoplasm; sarcolemma; focal adhesion. Lineage: Eukaryota; Metazoa; Chordata; Actinopteri; Siluriformes; Bagridae. The transcript has 23 exons. The coding region runs from base 183 to 2852 and encodes 889 amino acids. The record is from RefSeq and is a predicted model, not a curated record.